Molecule: messenger RNA, 461 nt
Organism: Hypomesus transpacificus
Lineage: Eukaryota; Metazoa; Chordata; Actinopteri; Osmeriformes; Osmeridae
Product: protein FAM237A-like
Exons: 1
Coding region: 67-408 (113 amino acids)
Source: RefSeq, a predicted model, not a curated record
GACCCGGGACAUUGGAGGCAUCUCCUGUGUGUCCUCCUCGCUCUCUGCGCUGCUGGCUCCGCCGCCAUGCCCAACCUGAUUAUAGGCCCCGGUGGUAUUGGUAGGUCUCCGGGGCACCUGGGAGAGAUCGACCCUGGCUGCUGGGAUUCUUCAUCCCUUGCAGUGAUCCAGACGAGGCGGCUGCGGGUGGCAGACAGCGUGACAGCUCUUUGGGACUUCAUGACUUUUCUCCGCGCGUCGCAGCAGCAGAGGCACAACGACCUCUUUCUGGACCUUGCACAACACUUCUGGGCCAUGUACGUGGACUGCGUGCUAUCCCGUGCGCACGGGCUGGGCAAGCGCUACACCACCCUGUCCGAAUUUAGAAUCACGGAAUUCUCCCCAAAUUACGCACGGAAUUACGCAUAGUGUGGGUGCAGAGUACUGCGCACAGAAUUCUGCACCUUCCCCCAGGCACGCUG